AUGUCAGCAUGGAUAUUACUGCUCACUGCGGGUGUGUCUGUCCUGGGACUGUCAUGGGGUCAGCGGACUGAACCCAUGUUUGCCUCAAUAACUCAGAGUGUUUUCCCGCCGGACUAUGAGAAUAACCCUACGCAGCUCAACUACGGCGUGGCUGUCACUGACGUGGAUGGAGAUGGAGAUCUGGAGAUGUUUGUUUCAGGCUACAAUGGCCCAAAUCUGGUGCUGAAGUAUGACAAUCUUAAGAAGAGGCUUGUUAACAUUGCGGUUGACAACCGCAGUUCUCCAUAUUAUGCACUCAGAGAUCGACAGGGCAAUGCCAUCGGAGUGACAGCAUGUGACAUAGAUGGUGAUGGCAGAGAGGAAAUUUACGUCCUUAACACUAAUAACGCCUUCUCAGGGAGAGCAACGUACACUGACAAGCUCUUUAAGUUUCGUAACGGGCGGUUUGAGGAUCUACUGAAUGAUGACAUAAAUGAACACAGAGACGUUGCCAAUCGUGUGGCUGGCCGGUCACUCGCAUGUGUGGACAGAAAGGGAACAGGCCGUUAUUCCAUUUACAUUGCCAAUUAUGCCAGCGGAACUGUAGGUCCACAUGCUCUGAUUGAAAUGGACGAAAGUUCAAGUGACCUGUCCAAGGGAAUCAUUGCACUGUCAAACGUGGCUGAGCAGGCCGGAGUCAACAAGUUCACAGGGGGACGGGGGGUCGUGGUCGGUCCCAUCAUCAGUCAGACCCUACCUGAUAUUUUCUGUGACAAUGAGUACAGCCCUAACUUCCUGUUUCGCAACAACGGAGACGGUACAUUUACAGAUGUGGCGGCACAAGUAGGGGUUGAUGACCCGAUGCAGCAUGGCCGUGGAGUGGCGCUAGCAGAUUUUAAUCGGGAUGGGAAGACAGACAUUGUCUAUGGAAACUGGAAUGGGCCUCAUCGUCUGUUCCUACAGCUCAGCAAUAAUCGCAAGCAAAGGUUUAAGGACAUCGCCACACAGAAGUUUUCCAUGCCAUCUCCUGUUCGCACUGUCAUCGCAGCCGACUUUGAUAAUGACAAUGAACUAGAAGUUUUUUUCAACAACAUUGCCUACAGAGGACCAUCAGCCAACAGACUCUUCAGAGUUUCUCGGCGAGAACACGGAGAUCCACAGAUCGAGGAGCUGAACAUCGGGGAGGCCGCCGAGCCAGAGGGACGGGGAACUGGAGCAGCUGUGACUGAUAUUGAUGGAGAUGGACAGCUGGAUCUUUUGGUGACGCAUGGGGAAAGUGCAGCUCAACCCAUCUCUGUGUAUCAAGUCACUCAGGGCUCAUCUAAUAAAUGGCUCCGUGUGAUUCCACGGACACAGUUUGGGGCUUUUGCUCGUGGGGCAAAGGUGAUAGUCUACACCAAGCGAAAUGGCCCUCACACACGCAUUAUAGAUGGAGGAUCAGGGUAUUUGUGCGAGAUGGAGCCAGUGGCUCACUUUGGACUUGGGAAAGAUGUGGCCACCAGUGUGGAAGUGUUCUGGCCAGAUGGACGUUCUGUGGCGAGACCUCUGGAGCCCAGUGAUAUGAACAAAGUGAUGGAGAUCUAUUACCCUGAGAAUGAAGAGGAGGAGACCCCAGUGGUGGAGAUCGAGUGUGGACCAGGAUUUGAGGUCAAUGAAAAUGGCCGCUGCACUGACCAAGAUGAGUGCACACAGUUCCCGUCUGUCUGUCCCUCUGAACGACCCGUCUGCACCAACACCUACGGGAGCUUCAAGUGCCGUGCAAACAAGAGGUGUAACCAGGGAUACGAGCCUAAUGAUGAAGGGACAGCAUGUGUAGCCCAGGUGGCUUAUUUUGGAAGAAACAGAUCCUCAGCCUCCAAGCUCUUGGCUUCCCAUCUUUGGCCUCUCCUACUAACUCUUCUCGCUGUCUUUACUGCUUGCUUGGGGGCAUGA
Sinocyclocheilus rhinocerous is the source of this 1911-nucleotide messenger RNA. It is a transcript of the gene crtac1b, whose product is annotated as cartilage acidic protein 1b. Lineage: Eukaryota; Metazoa; Chordata; Actinopteri; Cypriniformes; Cyprinidae. The record is from RefSeq and is a predicted model, not a curated record. The transcript is spliced from 14 exons. Bases 1 to 1911 code for a protein of 636 amino acids. Gene Ontology annotation, biological process: axonal fasciculation. Gene Ontology annotation, molecular function: calcium ion binding.